Solanum stenotomum is the source of this 1261-nucleotide messenger RNA. Its product is annotated as nudix hydrolase 20, chloroplastic-like. The coding region runs from base 48 to 1151 and encodes 367 amino acids. NCBI's taxonomy places the organism in Eukaryota, Viridiplantae, Streptophyta, Magnoliopsida, Solanales, Solanaceae. Gene Ontology annotation, molecular function: 8-oxo-dGDP phosphatase activity. The transcript has 9 exons. The record is from RefSeq and is a predicted model, not a curated record.
UUUUAAAAAGAGUUACGCAUUUCAGUAGUGAACUAUUAUUCCAAAAAAUGAGUUGCAAUUACUUGUAUCGCUCCGUUUCUCACAGACUCCCUAACUUUAUUUGUUAUACCCCAAUUGCCCCUACCAUUUUCAGUCAUAAAUCCCCAUUUUGCCCUUCCCGGCGACGGCGACAAUCCCGUUCAUUUUCCAUCUCCGCCUGCAAUAGCUUCACCUGGGACGACGUUUUCCGAGUACCGGAAUCUCCUCAAAAUGACGACUCUGCCCUCUCUGGUUUUUUCGAUAAAAUCAAGCUUUGUAAUCGCGAUUUGGAGAAGCAAUGUGAGUUCAUGCCUUUCGUGAUUGAGGACCAAAUAAUUGGCUACGUUCACCAUGGGUUUGCUGAUUUUCUGAAGCCAUUUCAGAAUGUAUUCAUUUUCCCACAAGAUAAUACCUAUGGUAGUCAUUUUGGAUGUUACUGCACUUUACAUCCAAACCUGAGUACACCCAACGAUCGAACCAAAGCGGUAGCCAAUGUCGUUAAGUCUUUGGGCGAACUGAUCCCCGGCAUAAGAAAUGAGUUAUUUCCGGUCGCUUCAGCUUUCGGGGAACACAUAUUUUUUGCACUGGAACGAGCUGCUGCGCCAUACUUUGGGAUAAAGGCUUAUGGAGUUCAUAUGAAUGGCUAUCUUGAGAAAGAUGGGAAGGAAUUUUUAUGGCUAGGAAAGAGAAGUGAACAAAAAACCACCUAUCCUGGAAUGCUUGAUCAUUUAGUCGCUGGGGGAUUGCCACAUGAUAUUUCUUGUGGAGAAAAUCUUAUUAAGGAAUGUGAAGAGGAAGCAGGGAUACCAAGAUCUAUUUCCCAUACCGCUAAGCCAGUUGGAGCUGUGUCCUACGUUGACAUAGAAGGAUAUAGGAUGAAGAGAGAUGUCCUCUUUUGUUAUGAUCUUAAGCUUCCUGACGGCUUCAUUCCUCAUAACGAGGAUGGGGAGGUAGAAAGCUUUCGAUUGGUCCCAGUCACAAAAGUUGCAAAUAUCAUUCGAAACACAUCGUUCUUCAAAGCAAAUUGCAAUCUUGUCAUUACUGAUUUCCUUUUCCGGCAUGGGCACAUCAAACCAGAAGUGUUUGGGUACCUGAAGCUACUGCAGAGUUUGAGAAGUGGAUAUUGCUCCUAAGUAUAAUUGUAAAUUAUAUUGAUGGUUGAGGUAGAAGAGAACACCACACAAAGAAAUAUAAAUUUGAGUAUGUGCAACUUCGUCUAUGAUUGCAAAUUACUUGUUUAAAA